AUGUCUACUUUUUCAAUCCUUACACGUCAAUGUCUUGAAUUAAGUGAAAUUUGUUCAAAAUGUAAAUGGAAUUGUGAUCAUUAUCAAUCAAAUGGAUUUUGUCGUUGUAGUCCAUACGGUAAACGAGAUUGUGAUAUAAGUCGAGAACAAUGUUGGGCAGACACCGUAAUUAACAUUGAUCUUCCGCCAAAUCCUCGACUUUCUGAAGUUAACAUAAUUAUCGAUGGUGAUAAUUUUUCACAACGAAUUAUAGUUGUAUUAAUUGAUUAUUUUAUAAAGCAAGGAUGUAAAACAGUUGCGAUGGUUAUUUCACCAUCGAAAUAUAUUGGAAUUAUUAGUGGAAGUUAUGGUGAACAGGUCAAAUCGGAGUUUAUUCGUCUUAUCGAAGGUGGACAUGUACUGGUUAUUUCGGCAGCUAAUUCAAUGUAUUAUGAUCAUACGGGUGGCUGUGAAGAUGCGGUUGUUUUACACAUUGGCAUGUAUCAUCGAGCUAUAGUACUCUCAAAUGACACAUUCAAACCGAAAAUUGGUGAAGAACAUGAAUUCAUUCCAAAUACCAGUCUUCAUGUAACUGAAACCAAAAUUUCUGAUUAUGAAAUCUCGCUAACAUUCACCAAUCCAAGUAAUCUCACUCAACCAGGUCCUGAUGUUUUAAACUAUGUAAUAGACAAUGUUCUUGCACAAAACACACUGGCUGAUCCUAUAUGUACAAGUUCAUGUAUAGAAGCCCAUAUUCCAGAAAUUCUAAAACGUCAUCGAAUUUAUAAUCUGAAUAAACAUCUGGAUCGAUGUGAUCGUGUUGUUUAUGAGCAUUAUUCAAAAUUAGACAAAUAUAGUCAAAAAUUAAAUACGUUUACGAACCAAAUAGACAAAGCACCGAUUAAUGACAUGGAAUUGAUUGAAACAUUAAACGAGAGAAAACAACAAGUGAUUGAAAAUACAGAAGAAUAUAAAGACAAAAUUGCAUCAUUAUUAGAACAAAAUGAAAAAUUUAGGGAAGAAAUCAUUCAACAAUUAACUGUAUCAGGUAACAUUGAUCAUUUUAAACCCGUAUCGAUUCGCUCCGGCCUUCCAUACUAUAUCUUUGGUUCCGAAAACAGCCUCGACAAUGAUAUUUUAGUCCUUCUGAAAGACUAUCAAAAACCGGCUACAUAUGUCGAAUGCCAAAAACUGAUGAACAAGUUUACUUACGAAUUUCAAGACUUACACUGUUUCGAAAGCGACAAACCUAUCAAUAUAAAUCUUGCAGUUCUAACAGAUGGUAUAAUUACAUGGGUGUUGAAAGGCAAUCCUGAUGAAGCCAAUAACGGUAUCCUUCGUACAUAUCAUUUACAUAAACAAUACCAUCCACUCGAAAUUCAGCGACUCGUUCCUCGUGAUAUUGAAAAGAAAAUUAUUCGUGCUACACGUUCUAUUCUGUCUCAGCUAACAAAAUCUGAACGACGACAUAAUAUUAAAAACGCAUUGAAAGCAAAUCAACUCUAUAUUCGUCUCGAUGCACUUAAGCCAAUUUGUUUUCAAGAGCUCAAUUUUAAACAAUCCGAAAAAGAUUUGACUGAAAUAGUAAAAUUGAUUGCAUUUCAACUUGGUCAGACAAUGGCUUUGGUAAAAGAAAACAUAGAACUGUACACAAAAAUACAAGUAGCUGAAUAUGAUCCGAGAUUGAAGCAGUAUCUAAUGAGAGAAUCGGGAUGUAAUUUGGAAAUAUUGACGCAAGUUAAAAAUGAAUAUGUCGCAAUGAUUGAACAUAUGUUUGUUCAACAGCCAGAAUUAAGAACGAAAGCAGAAGUACUAGUUACUGACUGA
Messenger RNA from Adineta steineri, 1806 nucleotides. The record is from the annotation of a GenBank genome assembly. NCBI's taxonomy places the organism in Eukaryota, Metazoa, Rotifera, Eurotatoria, Adinetida, Adinetidae.